This is a messenger RNA of Spirodela intermedia, 719 nucleotides long. The record is from the annotation of a GenBank genome assembly. NCBI's taxonomy places the organism in Eukaryota, Viridiplantae, Streptophyta, Magnoliopsida, Alismatales, Araceae.
AUGGGCAGUGCAACAGGUUCAUAUCGCCGGCUUGGACAUCAUUAUCAUUGUCUCCAUUGUCAGCCGUGUCGAUACAUUCGCCUGGUAAAAUUGAAACACACGCUUCCUCUCUCUGCUCCCCUUCUACUCUCCCCCGUAAAGAAUUCGUAUGAACUGUAGCAAUUUUGAGCCACGUUUCGAUCUUGAUCGGCUACGUUAUAACGAAGUCGGGCAUGAUGCCACUCCGAUAUCUCGAUGAGCUCAGCUCUAGGAGAUAGAUAUAUAGAUAUGCAUAGCACAUAUAUACAGCGAGAGAGAGAGAGAGAGAGAGAGAGAACCCCGCAACUUGAUGGUUCUCGUUCCAACCCGCAGGUGCAGCACCUGAUCGAGAAAUGCCUGACUGUCGGGAUGGACCGCCACGAGUGCGCGAGAGCUAUAGCCAGCCACGCCGGCAUCCACCACUCUGUCACCGCCACAGGUGCAACUCUCUGUCCUCAUCCUUCCCACCCUCUCUCUCUCUCUCUCUCUCUCUCUCUCUCUCUCUCUUUCUAUCAAUCUAUCUCGACUUAUACAUACAUACAUACAUAUAUAUGAUAUAUAAUUGUAUCUCGGUCUCUAACCCUGGAUAAAUAAUACGUGUUGCAGUGUGGGACGAGCUGGCGAAGGAGAACCCGAGAUUUUUCCGUAGGUAUUUGCAAACUUUGAACAAACAAACGCAGAGUCAAGCUCUCAGGCACUGA